This is a messenger RNA of Trichoderma breve, 1716 nucleotides long. RefSeq names its product eukaryotic aspartyl protease domain-containing protein. Gene Ontology annotation, biological process: proteolysis. The transcript has 3 exons. The record is from RefSeq and is a predicted model, not a curated record. NCBI's taxonomy places the organism in Eukaryota, Fungi, Ascomycota, Sordariomycetes, Hypocreales, Hypocreaceae. Gene Ontology annotation, molecular function: aspartic-type endopeptidase activity. The coding region runs from base 1 to 1716 and encodes 571 amino acids.
AUGCUGGUCUCCGCGCUGAAAACACUACCCUUUGUGCUCGCGGCAUUCGUUGCUGCUGGACCGCCAACAAACAAUCGUAUGGUCCUGCAUCCUGGGAUACUGAAAUACCCUAUCACUGCAUCCCCUGGUGCGCCUUUACGGGCCAUCAAUCGUCGACAAAUGGGAAACAACUUGACGAAUCAAUUAAAGGGCACCUUUUACUCGAUAGAUAUCGAAGUAGGCACCCCAGGUCAGCUAGUUAGCGUUUUGUUUGACACCGGUUCUUCUGAGCUGUGGGUUAACCCUAACUGCAGCAAGGCCAGCAAUCCAAGUCUGUGCCAGCAGCUGGGUCACUUCGACAGCGCCAAAAGUAAUACAUUCAACGAUACUGGUAUUAAGCAUGUUAUCGGCUACGGAAGUGGAUAUGUCAACAUGACCUAUGCUUAUGAGGCCGUGAAAAUUGGCUCUGCUAAGCUCAGGAAUCAGCUCUUCGGGGUUGCCUUCGACAGUGAACCCGAAAACUAUGGUAUCUUUGGUGCUGGGCCGGACCUUAGGGGCUGGGAUGACCCGUAUCCCACUAUCAUUAAUACGCUUGCUCAGCAGGGCUUCACAAAUAGUCGAGCGUAUAGUCUUGACUUGCGAUCUAUCGAAAGCCAGUGCGGUUCAGUUAUCUUCGGGGGUAUUGAUACUGGCAAAUUCUCUGGGCGUCUUGAAAAACGGCCCAUCAUUCCCGCUGAACAGUCCCCAGACGGUGCAACCCGCUUUUGGAUCUACCUUGACGGCAUUACUCCAGUACUUCUUGAUAGCGGAGCCACUCUCAGUUCCCUCCCUGGUCCCAUAGUCAAUGAGCUGCUUAAGGGUUUCCCGUCUGCCCAAGCGAGAGGUCUACUUUACCAGGUUGAUUGCCCUGUCCCUGGCUCCAAUGGUUCUGUGAACUUCAAAUUCGGGAAUGUCAUCAUUAAAGUGCCAUUGGAAGAUUUCAUAUUGCAAGUGGAUGAGAGAUCCUGUGCUUUGGGCGUUCAACAGAAUGACGAAAUGCCUGUUUUAGGAGAUACCUUUCUCCGAGCUGCCUACGUUGUCUAUGACUGGGACAACAGGAAUGUUCACCUUGCCAAUAGUGUAGAUUGUGGUUCUCACCUGGUGGCAAUUGACAAGGGACCUGAUGCUGUUCGGCUUCUCACUGGUGACUGUCGAGAGACUACACCCACUGCCACUUUUAUCGCUACGUCAACAUCCAGCGUCGGUUACACAAACACUGUAACUUCAACUACUUCGUACACUACUACCAGCUGCGUCUCGAAUGUAGCCGGCUGUGUCGUCGGUUCCAUUAGUACCGAAACGAUCACAUCGUUGACAACGUACUGCCCAGCUACAGUAACAUCCAACGUAUCUCUUACCACACCGAACUUUAACUCGGAUAGCAUGUCAUAUACAAUUAGUAACUACCCUGUGAUUAGUCCGUCAGAGACACAAAUUUCCUUCACAAUCGCCGCUAAUCGUAGCCAAAGCAUGAAGACGUGGCUGAUAGGAUCUUUUUUAGGAAGUCCAAGUACUACAGGUAGCUCUUACGAAGCAUCUGGGCCUGGAAAAGACGCCAACUCGCUGCGACCCACUAAGACCAGCAAUGCAGUCUCUCAAAGCCUCCCGCCGUUCGCAUCAGGGGCCGUCAAUCAACGUGUGAUAUCCGCCAUGCAAAUCAUAGUUUAUAUACUCGCGGCUGCUGUAGUUGCAUUUUGA